ACAACUUUGUUUGUGUGCUUUCCAGCUUGCAAUACUGUGAUUACUGAGCCCUAUGGAUACAUUGUCAGUCAAAACUAUCCAGAAAUGUAUCCACUGAACUUCAAAUGUAACUGGACAAUCCAAGGACAGCAGAACAGUUUUGUUUCAUUGAGGUAUUUUGUUUCAAUCCAUGAUGGCAACAGUGAGUCGGCUCCCUUGUUGGGUCAGUUCUGUGGGGAAAGUCUGCCCCCAAAUAUCACCUCAUCUGGAAACACAAUGUACAUCAGCUUCAGCUCAGAUGACUCUGUCAAUGACUGGGGGUUCAAGGGCAAGUAUGUCAUAUAUGGCUAA
Molecule: messenger RNA, 330 nt
Organism: Candidula unifasciata
Lineage: Eukaryota; Metazoa; Mollusca; Gastropoda; Stylommatophora; Geomitridae
Source: the annotation of a GenBank genome assembly